Elephantulus edwardii (Cape elephant shrew) is the source of this 1466-nucleotide messenger RNA. RefSeq names its product death-associated protein kinase 2 (gene DAPK2). Bases 30 to 1466 code for a protein of 478 amino acids. Lineage: Eukaryota; Metazoa; Chordata; Mammalia; Macroscelidea; Macroscelididae. Gene Ontology annotation, biological process: intracellular signal transduction; positive regulation of apoptotic process; protein phosphorylation. The transcript has 9 exons. The record is from RefSeq and is a predicted model, not a curated record. Gene Ontology annotation, cellular component: nucleus; cytoplasm. Gene Ontology annotation, molecular function: protein serine/threonine kinase activity; ATP binding.
AGGCUCCAGGCCUUCAUGAGGAGUUCAGCAUGGAGACAUUCAAGCAGCAGAAGGUGGAGGACUUUUAUGACAUCGGAGAGGAGCUGGGGAGCGGCCAGUUUGCCAUCGUAAAGAAGUGCCGGGAGAAAAGCACAGGCCACGAGUUCGCAGCCAAGUUCAUCAAGAAGCGGCAGAGCCGGGCCAGCCGGCGGGGCGUGAGCCGGGAGGAGAUCGAGAGGGAGGUGAGCAUCCUGCGGCAGGUGCUGCACCCCAACAUCAUCACGCUGCACGACGUCUACGAGAACCGCACCGACGUGGUGCUCAUCCUGGAGCUAGUGCCUGGAGGAGAGCUCUUCGACUUCCUGGCCCAGAAGGAGUCACUGAGCGAGGAGGAGGCCACCAGCUUCAUUAAGCAGAUCCUGGAUGGAGUGAAUUACCUUCACACCAAGAAGAUCGCUCACUUUGAUCUCAAGCCAGAAAACAUUAUGUUGUUAGACAAGAAUAUUCCCAUUCCACACAUCAAGCUGAUUGACUUUGGACUGGCUCAUGAAAUAGAAGAUGGAGUUGAGUUUAAGAACAUUUUUGGGACGCCGGAAUUUGUUGCUCCAGAAAUCGUCAACUAUGAGCCCUUGGGGCUGGAGGCAGACAUGUGGAGCAUAGGCGUCAUCACCUACAUCCUCCUAAGUGGGGCGUCCCCCUUCCUGGGAGAUACGAAGCAGGAAACACUGGCAAACAUCACAGCAGUGAGUUACGACUUUGAUGAGGAAUUCUUCAGCCAAACAAGCGAGCUGGCCAAGGACUUCAUUCGGAAGCUUCUGGUUAAAGAGACCCGGAAACGGCUCACCAUUCAAGAGGCUCUCAGGCACCCCUGGAUCACGUCCAAAGGAGAAGUAAGAGCCCCUGAACAACGGAAGUCAGAGCCUGUGCAGUUGAAGACCAAGAGCCUGAGAGAAUAUACCCUCAAGUGCCACUCCAGCAUGCCCCCCAACAACACCUAUGUCAACUUUGAGCGCUUUGCCCACGUGGUGGAGGACAUGGCUCUGGUGGAUCAGGGGUGCCGCUCCCUGGCAGGGGCCCAUGACACCAUCCAGGAUGACGUGGAGGCCUUGGUCUCUAUCUACAAUGAGAAGGAGGCGUGGUACCGCGAGGAGAGCGAGAGUGCGCGGCACCACCUUUCCCAGCUCAGGUAUGAGUUCCGUAAAGUGGAGUCCCUGAAGAAGCUCCUGCGUGAAGACAUCCAGGCCACAGCGUCCAGCCUUGGAAGCGUGGCCAAGAAACUGGACCAUCUGCAGGGGCAGUUUGAGGCUCUGAGGCAGGAGCUUUCAGCAGACCUGCAGUGGAUCCAGGAUCUGGUGGGCAGCAUCCAGCUGGAGAGUGGAAGCAGAGAAGGCCUGGCCUCGAUGUUCCACCAGGAUGCCAGUGAAUCCCUCACGGAGCUGCUCAGCAGAACGUGUAGUGAGGAAGUCCUGGCCAACCUGAAGUUCUGA